AUGAUAUCUACCACCUGCGUUCUUCCUACUUCCUUUCAGUACCUUGUCAAUUCUCUAUCUACAGGCGAACUCGCACUUGUUUAUACACAGACGUAUUUUGUGAAUAUACGUCUGUCGUCACCGCUUCUCUUGUAUGAACCGUCAUAUCUAGAUGCCCGAGACUUCGCAGCGGUUUUUAGCCGGCCACGGAAGGAGCCCGGCCGUCGGGCUGGGUUGCGACCAUGGCAAAGGCUAACUUCCGAAAGUCAUUCGAUCACCACUCUUCAAGGCUCCACUCACUUCACUUUCUGCUACUGCCUUCCCCCUGCAGUUUCCAGAUCACUCCCGCAGCUUCCAGCACUCCUGCAGCCUCCAGCUCACUCCUGCAGCUUCCAGCACUCCUGCAGCUUCCAGCACUCCUACCGCCUCCAGCUCACUCCUACCGCUUCCAGCUCACUCCUGCAGCUUCCAGCUCACUCCUGUAGCUUCCAGCACUCCUGCAGUUUCCAGCUCACUCCUGCAGCUUCCAGCACUCCUGCAGUCCCCAGCUCACCCCAACAGCUUCCAGCGGCCUCCAGCUCACCCCUGCGGCGCUCUACUGACGUCCCGCUACCUAUUCCAGCACCCGCUGACGAUCUAAUCCAGUGCCCACUGACGUCCAGCGCCCGUUAA
Messenger RNA from Acanthosepion pharaonis, 651 nucleotides. NCBI's taxonomy places the organism in Eukaryota, Metazoa, Mollusca, Cephalopoda, Sepiida, Sepiidae. The record is from the annotation of a GenBank genome assembly.